AUGGGCGACACAGCAGUUCAAACAGGCAAGAAGCAAAUCAUACUCAAUGCAUUCGUGAUGAACACCCCAGGUCACUUGGCCCCCGGGCUGUGGAAACACCCUAGAAACAAAACGGAUCAGUACAAGAAGCUUUCAUUCUGGACUGAUCUGGCCCAAUUGCUCGACCAAGCCGGGUUCCACGCAAUGUUCAUUGCAGACACUCUAGGUGCAUAUGAUGUAUAUAAAGGCCCCGCGAACGUGGUGCCUACAUUGUCAUCAGGGGCCCAAUUCCCCGUCAAUGACCCACUAUACCUUGUCCCUGCCUUGUCGGCUGUCACGAAGAAUCUCAUAUUUGGAGUGACCGCGAGUCUGACUUAUGAGAAGCCUUACGCAUUGGCACGGCGGCUGUCGACAGUGGACCAUCUUAGCGAGGGACGAGUGGCGUGGAACAUUGUCACUUCCUAUUUGGAUAGUGCAGCCCGAAACCACGGGCUGAACGAGCAAAUCGAGCAUGACGAGCGAUAUGCGAUCGCGGAUGAGUACCUCGAGGUUCUCUACAAGCUUUGGGAAGGGAGUUUCCGUGAUGACUCGGUACUAGCUGAUCGGCAGCUUGGGACAUACAUUGCCAGCGAUGGUGUACGCGAGAUCAAUCACAAGGGAAAAUAUUUCGAGGUUCCAGGUCCUCAUUUCUGCGAGCCGUCGCCGCAACGCACGCCAUUCUUAUUCCAGGCCGGUGUCUCUGAGGCAGGGAACAAGUUUGGCGGGGCCAAUGGAGAGGCCAUUUUCAUCGGCGGGCAGACCCCUGAGGCCACCCGUGUCACUGUCGACAAUAUUCGGGGUAUAGCCAAGGCAGCAGGUCGUGAUCCGAAUCACAUCAAGGUGAUUGUGGGGAUCAACGUGAUUGUCGCAGCAACAGAUGAGGAAGCAUAUGCCAAACGGGAAGAUUAUCUGCAAUAUGCCGACGAUGAAGGUGCUCUCGCUCUCUUCGGAGGCUGGACUGGAAUCGAUCUUUCAACCUACUCCGAUGAUGAAGACUUCCGAUUCAGCGACUCCCCCCGGGUGCAGUCUGUCGUGCGAAGAUUUUCGGCCACCGUCCCUGGCACGGAUAAUCUACCCUGGACCAAGCGCAGGAUCGUGGAGUACAUCAGUGUUGGUGGACUUCAAGCCAAAAUCGUCGGCAGCACGAAGACGGUGGCGGAUGAGUUGGAGAGAUGGGUCGAGGUCUCAGACGUGGAUGGGUUCAACCUUGCUCACAUUGUGAAUCCUGGAACUUUCGAGGACAUCAUCGAGUUCUUGCUACCUGAGUUGCGGCACAGGGGGUUAUUCCGGGAAACGGUUGAGAAGGAGGGUGCCACAGCUCGCGAAGUCUUCAUUGGCUCCCGACGUCUACCUGAAGAUCAUCCCGACAUAAAACCGCAAACCACUGUCCACCUUCCUCUCAUCAAAAUCUCAUCCACAAUGAAAGAAGCCGUCAUCGACAAGUCCGUCUCCGUCCACAUUCGGGAUGUGGACAUUCCCACUCCUCAGCCAGGCCAGGUUCUCAUUAAGGUCGUCGUCUCUGGCACCAACCCCAAGGAUUGGAAAUUGCCGAAAUGGCGGCCAGCCGACCCCAUGAACCAAGGAGAUGAUAUCGCAGGAUAUGUCACCGAGGUUGGUGAAGGGGUUCAGAAGUUCCGCAAGGGUGACAAGGUCGCCGCGUUCCAUGAGAUGAUGAGCCCACACGGCAGUUAUGCCGAAUACGCCAUUGCGUGGGAGCACACAACCUUCCAUCUGAACGAGAAGACUACAUUCGAAGGCAUGUUCAAUCCCCCAAUCAAAGAGGCACCGUAG
This is a messenger RNA of Penicillium olsonii, 1809 nucleotides long. The record is from the annotation of a GenBank genome assembly. NCBI's taxonomy places the organism in Eukaryota, Fungi, Ascomycota, Eurotiomycetes, Eurotiales, Aspergillaceae.